AUGUCGGAGCAGAGAAAGAAGCCGGGGAAGGCGCCUGGGGGCUCCCUUGCUACGGGCGGGACGACUUCUGCGGCCGCAUCAGGCCAGACUACCCCUGUGUCUGCUUCAAAGCCAGUCACCGAUAUCUACCGACCAUUGGCUGCUGCUAUCCAGCGCCCCCUCGCUCGCUUACUACCCGCCUCAUCCACUCCUCUUCCUACGACCGUAGCCGAUAUCUUCGAGCUCGACCCGUCCACAUUCACCUCCCGCCUCAAAAACAAAAACAUCCUCCUUGACACUCCCUUUGCUUUGGCAGGCCAACCGUCCAAGCUCAUCCAGGGAAAGAAGCUGCAUAAGGGCCAUCCGGAGAUCCGGGGAAAGGUUCGGGAGGAGGCGGAGUAUGUUGAAGCUGAGCGGAAGGCGGAUGGGGUUGAGGGGGUGAGGCGAGUCAAGCGGAAGUUGAGGGAGACGGGGUGUGUGAUGGACGCUGGGAUGAGUGUACCCUACUCGUCUCUGGUGCCCCUGAACCACAUGCACCUCGCCUACCUGACCCAUCUUCUCUCCCUCCCUCCCCUUCCCUCAGCCUCGUCGUCCAGCACAUCCCUACCCCAAGGCAUCUCAGCCGAAGGUAUACAAUCCCGCCUGUCCAAAGCAGACCUCACCGGCCUCUCCAUCUCCGUCCUCUCUGCCCGCAAUCCCUCAUUGCACGGCAUCACCGGAAUCGUCAUCGAAGAGACCUCCUCCACCUUCCGGCUCGUCCCUCCCGACUCGCGCGUCCGCGUCAUUCCCAAAUCCGGAACACUCUUCGAAGUCCUCAUACCCGCAUACGCACCGCCAGGCUUCGAGGCCUCUGGCGAGCUCUACGAAGCAGAAGGAGGCGAGAGGCCCGGCCCGGUAGACUGGGAGAAACACCUGGAGGUCUGCCCGAGAAUCAGGGUGUUGUUGCUAGGGACGGCGUUUGGGUUCCGAUCGGGCGAUAGGGCGGGGAGAAAGUUUAGGCCGGCGCAAGGACGAGGAGGGGGAAGUGGGUGGGGCGAGCAGUGGGUCCAGGGAGAAUGGGCGGGGGUGCUGGAGGGUGUGGAGAGGGAUAUUAAGGCAAGAAGCGGGGGUGUGGAGAAGGGGGACAAGUGGCAGAAGAAGGGAAAGAGGCAUAGGAAUAAGGGGAGGACCAAGGAUCCGCCAGCGUGGGGAAGGCUGGAAGUGACAUAA
Molecule: messenger RNA, 1188 nt
Organism: Dioszegia hungarica
Lineage: Eukaryota; Fungi; Basidiomycota; Tremellomycetes; Tremellales; Bulleribasidiaceae
Exons: 3
Coding region: 1-1188 (395 amino acids)
Biological process (GO): tRNA 5'-leader removal; rRNA processing
Cellular component (GO): ribonuclease MRP complex; ribonuclease P complex
Molecular function (GO): ribonuclease P RNA binding
Source: RefSeq, a predicted model, not a curated record